CAUCCCGGGCUGUGGGGUGGGAGGUGGCGCCGAGCCUGCUCCGGAGCCCGUGUUCUCAGGGCUUCCCGUUGUUCUGCUGCCUCUGGAAGUGGGGAUAAUGGCACUCGCUGUCCCCUAGGAGAGGAUGAGGUGAGACCACGGUGGGUUUGGCUCCGGUGGAGGUACGGAGGACAGAGCUGUGAGAGAGAUCUACAGAAAGUUUCUUCCUCCUGGCCAAUGCUCUCUCGUAUCUGCAGGUUCUGUCCAGUGUAGAGCAGCACAGGAAAUAUUUCAGUGCCACGCUCAAACCAGUUUGUUGGUUUCCACGCCGUGAUUUUGCCCUCUCCUGGUUCUGAGGGCUCCUCUCGUCAUGAGCUCCUUCGAGGAGGCCGAAACAGAGGAGACGGUGACGUGCCUCCACCUGACCUUUUACCACCCUGGCCAGGGCGAGAAGAUGAUGUUCCGCUGCCUGGAUUUCUGCAAGCGCCAGCAGGUCCGGGCGGACGACACGGCCAAGUUCGGCCGCGAUUCCAGCCUCUGCCGCUACAGCCUGAUGGACACGCGCGUCUCCCGCAUCCAGUUCUCCCUGCAGUUCUACAGGAAGCUCCACACCUCGGAGUACGGCUUUGAGGUCAAGAACUUGAGCAAGAAAACCAAACUGACCGUCAACCAAACGGAACUGAGUUACUUAAACAAAAUCGAGCUGCCCCUGAAGUGCAUCAUCUGUUUUGGGGACUACCAGAUCCUGGCAGAGAUUCAAGAAGGGGAGGCCGUGGAUUAUUUUGAGAUUCACUUACACUUGGCUGAAGCACCCAUCUUACAAGAAAGGUGCCUGCCAUCCCUGCAGCCUAUACCUGAGAAUGGCAUUUCUCCUUCCUUUUCUCUUUCCCAAGGCAAAAGCCCCACGGAGAUUGAUGAAAACGAGCUGUAUUAGCGGGGGGAAGGAGGCUGGAUCAGGUUUUUUAGUCUCCAACAUACACAGCUCUCACCUCAGCCCAGUGUUCGUGGCAGUGCUCACUGACUGCUGCACAUCAGUCUUCUUGGUGCUUUCAGCACAGGCAUUCCACAGCACUGCUCCACAGAAAUGGAUUCCUGCCACUGCCUUCACUGAGGGCUCUCUGACACCCAAAAAGGUGUAAGAGGUGGGAGGGUCACUCAAAUCCAUGGCAGCAGGUUCGAGCCGUGGCCACGUGCCUUGAAGGGACAUUUAACAGGCAUUAAUACAGAGCAUGCACAGCAGGGCUUUUGGUCCCAGCCAAGGGGUGACACGGUGUCUUGUUGCAUAUUGUACUUUGUGCUCUGCUUUGCACACCAAAUUCCAAACAGUAUUUUUUGUGAGCCUAGGUUGUGACUUCACAGAUUUCGCAACUUAGAAAUGCUUUGUCCUUUUGAAUUUAUGUUUUUAUUAGCUUCAAAGCAAGGUUUCUUUUGUAUUUCUACUUAUUUAAUUAACUAUUUUUUUUUUUUUUGCAAGUUAACUACUUUUGCUUGUGAUGUAGACAAACAUGUAGCAUCAACGAUCAUGGUCUAUAAAAAUCCACAUUAGUUUUGCAAUAAAUAUAUUUUGUUCUGUA
Taeniopygia guttata (zebra finch) is the source of this 1553-nucleotide messenger RNA. The record is from RefSeq and is a predicted model, not a curated record. Lineage: Eukaryota; Metazoa; Chordata; Aves; Passeriformes; Estrildidae.